Molecule: messenger RNA, 1985 nt
Organism: Oncorhynchus gorbuscha (pink salmon)
Lineage: Eukaryota; Metazoa; Chordata; Actinopteri; Salmoniformes; Salmonidae
Product: fructose-bisphosphate aldolase C-like
Exons: 9
Coding region: 161-1246 (361 amino acids)
Biological process (GO): glycolytic process; fructose 1,6-bisphosphate metabolic process
Cellular component (GO): cytosol
Molecular function (GO): fructose-bisphosphate aldolase activity
Source: RefSeq, a predicted model, not a curated record
AGCCCCGCCCUAGAGGUGUUGGUUUUGGAGGUCACAGAGCUGAGUGGGAUACAAGGGAGCAGCAGUCUGUCAGACAGCGCAGUGGCUAUCACUUCUGCAGUGAAAAAAGUGAACUCUGAAUUAGCAUCCUGUCAGGUUGUGUGAUCGACCAUCUCUCAGGAUGACGCACCAGUUCCCAGCCCUCUCCAGUGGUCAGAAGAGGGAGCUCCAGGAGAUUGCCCUUCGUAUCGUCACUCCAGGGAAGGGCAUCCUGGCUGCUGAUGAGUCUGUGGGCAGCAUGGCGAAGCGCCUUAACCAGAUAGGGGUUGAGAACACUGAGGAGAACCGCCGGCAGUACCGCCAGAUCCUCUUCAGGGCUGACGACCGCAUCAACAGCUGCAUCGGAGGAGUCAUUUUCUUCCACGAAACGCUGUACCAACACGCUGACGACGGCACGCCCUUCGUCAAGAUGAUCAAAGAUAGGGGCAUCACUGUGGGCAUCAAGGUUGACAAGGGUGUUGUCCCCUUGGCAGGAACCAAUGGAGAAUCUACCACUCAGGGACUGGAUGGGCUCUCAGAACGCUGUGCUCAGUAUAAGAAGGACGGGGCAAACUUUGCUAAGUGGCGCUGUGUGUUCAAGAUCAGUGAGACCACCCCCUCUAAACUGUCCAUUGAAGAGAAUGCAAAUGUUCUGGCUCGAUAUUCAAGCAUUUGCCAGCAGCAUGGGAUUGUGCCUAUUGUGGAGCCAGAGAUUUUGCCUGAUGGAGAUCAUGAUCUGAGGCGUUGUCAGUAUGUCACAGAGAAGGUCCUAGCUGCAUUGUACAAGGCCAUGUCUGACCAUCAUGUGUACCUGGAGGGCACUCUGCUCAAGCCCAAUAUGGCCACUCCUGGCCACAGCUGCCCCACAAAAUACAGCGCAGAGGAGGUCGCCAUGGCAACAGUCACUGCCUUGCGCCGCACCGUCCCUCCUGCUGUCACGGGAGUGACGUUCCUCUCUGGGGGUCAGAGUGAAGAGGAGGCCUCUGUCCACCUGAAUGCCAUCAACAACUGCUCCCUGGUGAAGCCCUGGACCCUCACCUUCUCGUACGGCCGAGCCCUGCAGGUGUCCGCACUCAAAACCUGGCGGGGACAUAAAGAGAAUGAGAGUGCUGCAACUGAGCAGUUUAUCAAGCGAGCAGAGGUGAAUGGCCUGGCCUGUCAGGGGAAGUACACUGGUGGCGGGGACAGUGAAUCCGACCAGAUCUAUGUGGCCAAUCAUGCAUACUAAUGAGCCAGUGAUUCCAGCUUUGGCCAACCAAUAGCAUAGUCCGCUGUCACUGCCAUACCAAUUGGCCAAUCGCAGGCAUAUGCUAUCUACAAUCUGUAUUCUAGGAGUUAUAUUAUAGUUAUUUGAAUGUACACACUGGUGAUUCAAAAAAUGUUGCACAUUGGUGGACACACUAGAUAUAAGGGUCUAAUGAAAUUAGUCAUUGAAGGAUGGCCUUUGAUUAGACACUUUCAACAAUAUUAUUGUAACCUUUGAGAUGACAACAUGUUCUUGUGGUAGUAGGAAAAUGAAACAUAAUUGAUGUUUGGUUGUUUCAUUACAUAUUUCGAUGAGAUUCAGAAUGAUCUUUUGCCAUGUAAAGCCACCUUCCAAACUGCUGCAUACUCGGAUAAGCGUCAGAUAGGGUGUGUGGUGUAGGCCUAUUGUGUGUGAUGAGAAUGGAGAACCAUACUGCCAUUCCAAAUUCAGGCUGUGUAUUAGAGAUGUGUGUCUAAACAAAAUAACUGUGUAAAGACACUAGUUUGUAGAAAUUGGGUGUUCUUUCAUAGUGGCACAGAGUUCCAAAGACUUCUCGUUUUGGAUGAACUCGUGGACAUCUGGACUUACAGUAAAUAAUGUUAGGUGUAAAAUGUUAUUUUUUGUGAUUUAGCUAAGUAUUGUUCUUUAUGCAAGUGAUGUAUCAAAUACUGUCGUGCAAAAGUAAAUCAUAAUGACAAUAAAUUAAGUUCAGUUGAAACAA